Molecule: messenger RNA, 141 nt
Organism: Entrophospora sp. SA101
Lineage: Eukaryota; Fungi; Glomeromycota; Glomeromycetes; Entrophosporales; Entrophosporaceae
Source: the annotation of a GenBank genome assembly
CCUCUCCUUCUACACCAACUACACCACAACGUUACAGAGAGUCAACUUUACUAUCUAGUCCUAUUUUCCAUUUUCAAAAUACAGAUCGUCCUUCAAAAAGAUCUAAAGUAGAUAAAGAACUUCCAAUAUAUACUGGAGCAA